AUGGCGGCGGCGGCGGGACUGAGGAGGGCCGGCGGCAGGUUUCUUCUUGCGCGCGACAUCAGGGGCAGCGGCGCCAAUGCGCACUUCUUGGGCCGCGGCGGCUUCGAUGGCGGAGGCGUUACAAUGCCGCGCGUGUUGCUGGAGGAUUCGGCGCCCGCGCCGGCGCCGGCGAUGGACGCCCCCGCGACGACGACCGGGAGGGGGGCCCGGCCGCCACCGUCCGCCGCCUCCGCCGCGGCGUCGAGGAUCACGCCGGCAGUGCUGUUCAUCACGGUGGUCCUGGCCGUGGUGCUGCUCGUCUCCGGCCUGCUCCACGUCCUGCGGCGCCUCUUCCUCAAGAGCCACCACGCCAGCGCCGGCGCCGGGGAGCGCCAGCUGCAGCACCUCUUCUUCCCCGCGCACGAGGACGGCGCCGGCUCCAGCGGCGGCGGCGGCGGCCUCGGCCAGGCCGCCAUCGACGCGCUCCCGGAGUUCGCGUACGGCGAGCUGUCCGGGACCGCCGCCGCCGCCAGCAGGAAGGGCAAGGAGAAGGCGGCCCGGCCGUUCGACUGCGCCGUCUGCCUCUGCGAGUUCGCGGACCACGACCGGCUCCGCCUGCUCCCGCUGUGCGGCCACGCCUUCCACGUCGCCUGCAUCGACGUCUGGCUCCGCUCUAGCGCCACCUGCCCGCUCUGCCGCACCAAGCUCUCCGCGCGCCACCUCGCCGCGGACGCGCAGCCAUCAUCCGUCGGCCCGGACGUCGAGGAGCAGAAGCCGCAGCAGGAUCAGGCGGCGCCAGACGCCGCCGAGGCCGCGAGCAGCAGCGUCGUGCUCCCGGUCAGGCUCGGCCGGUUCAAGAACGCCGACGCCGCCGCCGCCGAGUCUAGCUCCAGCACCGGCGCCACCAGCCGCAUCGACCGGCGGAGGUGCUACUCGAUGGGCUCCUACCAGUACGUGCUCGCCGACGAGCACCUGCUGGUGUCCGUGCACCUGCGGCACGGCAAUGCGGGCACCGCGUGCGGCACCAGCGCCGCAGUAACCGCGGUGAGCAGCGGCGACGAGCAGCACCAGGGCAAGAAGGUGUUCGCGCGCGGCGACAGCUUCUCCGUGUCCAAGAUCUGGCAGUGGCGCGGCAGCAAGCGGCUGCCCGGUGGCCUCUGCGCCAACGACGGCCUGCCGUGGGCCCCGGCGGGCAAGGACGAUCAUGCCAGCGAAAACACGAGGCAACACAGCGACAGUUGA
Miscanthus lutarioriparius is the source of this 1221-nucleotide messenger RNA. The record is from the annotation of a GenBank genome assembly. NCBI's taxonomy places the organism in Eukaryota, Viridiplantae, Streptophyta, Magnoliopsida, Poales, Poaceae.